CUUUUCGUUCAGGUGAAAACGUGGACCUUGGGCCGACCCAUAUUGGAGUGUCAUUUAUUGACACAGCCAUGCAGAUGAUGGAAGGCAACCAAUGACCUUUGAGAAUCCUUUAUACGCCAAUGCAGCAGGAGACCCAGCUGUUAUUCAUGCCACACAGGUCACAGUCAAUGUGAGCAGUGAUCCACUGGCAAACAACUUUGUGAACCCAGUGUAUCACGGAGAACGAGGUGUGGCUGUGGUGAAUACUGCUGAAAGCUCUGCAUCUGAAAAGGAGUCAAAGUGGAGCCAAUUCAAAAGAAAACUGAGGCCGGGAACCACAUUUGAAAACCCUUCAUAUUCAGAGAUGAAAGAUGAGAAGCCUGUGGGGGGCAGCGUUGAGUCCUCUGAGCCAUCUCCAUUUGCACCUCCAGCCAAACUGCAGAAGAAGGACCGUCCCAUGACCUUCUCUCCCACUGAGGACACUUUCAAGGACACGGCCACUCUGGUCAAAGAGGACAGUGAUGUAUAACACUUGUCUGGACCAUGGGAACAAAUAAAAACACACACUUUGCACAGAAUUUAUUUUUUUAUGCAGCCUGUGUACAAAACUCAAAUUAUUGUUGGAGAGAAAUAUGUUUCUAUAAAUGAGAGGUUUCUUGUAUGAAUGACUAUGCCUUCGAAAAUGUCUUAUGCCAAUUUUUGUUUUUUUUGUGUCCUUUAUUCUGAUGUACUUUAUGUAUAUCUUUGCACUGACGCUGCUCAUAGAUUUGUUAAUAUGUUGUAUAUUUGUAAAUUUGAAGAUGUAAGUUUGAAGUCCUGUUUCAUAUAGAUUUAUAUGAAUAGUUCUACUGAAAUUUGUACAGUACUUAUAAUGAAGUUGCCAUGAAGAAAUCUAGAUACAUUUUUUUUGCAUAAAACGUUUAUCUAUACAUAUAUAUA
This is a messenger RNA of Boleophthalmus pectinirostris (great blue-spotted mudskipper), 918 nucleotides long. Its product is annotated as low-density lipoprotein receptor-related protein 2-like. The transcript is spliced from 5 exons. The record is from RefSeq and is a predicted model, not a curated record. NCBI's taxonomy places the organism in Eukaryota, Metazoa, Chordata, Actinopteri, Gobiiformes, Gobiidae. The coding region runs from base 92 to 508 and encodes 138 amino acids.